GAAGCGCUGGACAACCUGAUGCUGGAGGGGGACAACAUCGUGUCCGCAGCUCGCAGGGCCAUAAUGCGCCACGACUACUCAGCCGUGCUCACCAUCUUCCCCAUCCUGCGACACCUGAAGAUGAACAAGUCUGAGUUCGACUCCACGCUGCAGGGAACAGCAGCGAGCACCAAGAACAAGCUGCCGACUCUCAUCACCUCCAUGGAGACCAUCGGAGCCAAAGCUCUGGAGGAGUUUGCAGACAGCAUCAAGGCAAGAGCAUCACGUCACUUCAUCCAGGGACACCCAGCGUGCUUUUACAGGAGGCCAGGGGCCGAUGGCAGCGACGCAGGGGCCAGUUACUGCA
This is a messenger RNA of Plectropomus leopardus (leopard coralgrouper), 346 nucleotides long. NCBI's taxonomy places the organism in Eukaryota, Metazoa, Chordata, Actinopteri, Perciformes, Serranidae. The record is from RefSeq and is a predicted model, not a curated record.